Molecule: messenger RNA, 1128 nt
Organism: Plenodomus lingam JN3
Lineage: Eukaryota; Fungi; Ascomycota; Dothideomycetes; Pleosporales; Leptosphaeriaceae
Source: RefSeq, a predicted model, not a curated record
AUGGCUGCCGAUAUCCCAAUAGAGAACUCCAACCAGUACUCUUUGAUCGCUACAUCUGCACUCUCCAUUUUCAUUGCUACAUUUCUUGUUGGUCUUCGUCUCUUAGCCAAGACCAAGGGUGUCGGAUUUGAUUUCAGUGAUUACUGUAUUGUGGCUGCGCUGUUAUGGAACAAUGCAAUGCAUACAUGUUGCUUGGUCCUGACCACGCAUGGGGGGUUCGGGUUCCAUCUCGUGGAUAUUUAUGAACGGUUUGGCGCUAACACAGUGAUCUUUUUCUUCAAAGGCCUGAUGUCCUUUACGCUCCUGUGGAACUGUACAGUCUGCUUCAGUAAACUCUCCGUUUUACUGAUGUAUGUGACCCUCGUACCCACGCUCUCCAUGAUCAAAUGGGCAAAAUGCAUCGGCAUCACAAUCAUAUUAUGGAACUCGUCCAACAUUGUCGCCGGCUUCUUAAUUUGCCGGCCGCUUGCGAAGAACUGGAACCCCCAACUCCCAGGGACCUGCGGCAGCCAGCCAAACUUCUACUUCGCCAUGGGCAUCAUCAACCUCGUGACAGACCUCAUCAUCAUAGUGCUACCCAUGCCCUAUCUCAUCAAGCUCAAGAUGCCCAUGAGGAGGAAAGGUCUCGCCAUGGGUCUACUUAGCAUUGGUAUCGGUACAUGGGUAAUCACAAUCUACCGACAAACACUCCUCCCCAGCCUCAACUUCGCCGACAUGCCGCACUCCGGUGUCCUCGCGACCAUCCUCUCAGGCCUCGAACCAGCCGUCGCCAUCGGCCUAGCCUGUAUCCCACUAAUGCGACCGCUCUUCUCGCGACGCCAAAAGCCCUCUCUCGAAAGCCACGGCACCGACCACACCUACUCCAGCAACAGCAAGUCUGGUGGCUUUUACUUCCGGAAAGCAAGUAAAAACCCGAUUAAAGAUCCGACAAGCACCUUCUCAGAACUCUACGACGAGACGACGAAUUCCUCACAGGUGGAGUUGAGGAUGGAGCCGUUGCGGGAGGCCACGCCUGCUGCGGAUGCUUGUGUUGCGCAGGAGGGAAAGGGUAAGGAGAAUUGGCCGGCUGGGAGUACGCCUGAGCAGAUGAUUAGGGUUAAGAAGACGUGGGAAGUUAGUAGGGAUUAG